GCGAAUCAGUUGACACGCAGCUUUAUGUGACAUUCGUGGCGAGAGCGGACCACCAUAAACCAAUCCGUAUCUUUUCGCCCCGUCGGCUCAGCGCUUAAACUGAAAUAAACGCAACGAGAUACAAUUCACAUCUUUCACAUCAAUUUGGCACAAAUUAAUUGGCGAAACGGAACUGCUCACUUAACGCUAUUUAAUGUCCAUCGUUUGUGUAGCGCGCAUGUGAUAAAAAUAACGCAAUAGGCUCAAUUAAUUAUCAAUCAGCAUCUCAACACUUUAAAUAUCGACUUGUGUGUGCAUUUCGAGUGUGUUUAACUGGUUUCUAUGCUUGUAAAGUCCACUUAAAGCCCAUUUGCCAUGGAAGAGUAUCCCUUUCAGUGGGCCCUUUGACAUUUCCACUGUGCCAGGAUCCGCAGUUCCAGGCAUCGAGUGCCGCAGGAGCAGCGACAGGAGCAGCCACAACACUUGGAAUAUGUUGUAUAAUGUGCCGUGCUAUCAAAACUUCUCAACGCUGGAUUACUACAAAGUUAAACGUCCCAAGACAGAGCACACGGAUACACAUGAACGCAACCGCCUCUGCAAUCUGUCACAGCAGCAACAGCAACCCCAGCAGCAACAGACGCAUCAGCAGCAGCAGCAGCAGCAACAGCAGCAGCAACAACAGCAGCAGCAAUCCCAUCAGCAAUCCCAUUCCAGCACCGUGUUGGCCAGCAAUGGACCCAGUAGCGCCGGUGCCGGCAUGGGUGUCGGUGUGGGCGGAGGCGGAGGCGGUGGCGGUGGCGGAGGAGGAGGCGGGGUUGGUCAGUGCAGUCCGCUGGGAUUGCCGCCGCAGAGCCAACCGCUCCAACCGACAAUAGGAUCGCUGGCCUCGCUGGGCGGUCACUACUCGAACGGGAAUGCCAAUCCGAAUGUGAACUCGAGCAGCUGCAGCCUGGCCACAGCCUCCAGUUUUGCCCAAUCCGCCGGCAGCAGUUUCUCCACAUAUCAACAGGCUGGUGGCGCCAGCGGCGGCGUCUCUGGCGAGGAUGGUGUGGUGGGCGGAGCAACUGUGAUGUCGCACUGGACGCACGAUGGCACUGGCUCGAGUGCAGCGGUCAAGUCGGAGUCCCGCAGUCCGGGACAAGUGCACGCUGCGCUGGACAACGGCUCGGUGGCCGGCUCCAAUUUGUACGGCUGCAGCUCGGCCAGCAAUCCGCUGGACGGAGGAGCAGUGGCGGUCAACUCCUCGGCGGUGGCAGCAGCAGCAGCAGCGGUCUACGAUGGCAAACACGACUACUACUACUACAACAGCAUGCAGCAGUACACGCCGCCGCCGUUCUACUCCGGAUACGGAACUCCUUAUGCGGCGGCAACGGCUGCCCGCCAGGCCAAGAUGGAACCCGGAGCGGCGGCUGCAGCGGCGGCCUACUUGACGCCCAGCUAUGCCGCCAGUGGCAACAACAACUCGCAGCUGUACAGCAGCCCGUAUGCCGGGUACAACAACUUCGGGCAGCAGGACUACGGCGGUUACUACAACGAGCAGUACGGCAACUACUACAGUCCGGCCAACUACUCUCCGUACGCGGUCAGCUCGCCCAGCUCGAGUGCGAGUCAUGGACACGGCUUCCAUGUGGCGGCCUCCUCGAAUCUCUCCGAGAGUCCCACGGACACCCACUCGACGACGCCGGUGCACCAGACCACCCACUCGCCGCACUCCCCGCUCCCGAUCUCGCCGAGCACCGGCUCCGGAAUUGGCCCACUGGGCAAUGUGUCCGCCGCUGCUGCGGCCGCUGCUCUCAACUCCAGCGGAGGAAGUAGUGUGGGCACCGCCGGAUCGGGUGGCGUGGCAGCCAGCAAGACCACACCCACCGGUAAGACGGGACGGGCGCGUGGUAGACGCCAUCAGCAGCCUAGCCCCACCAGAAGCACUGCCUCGGACACUGGCAACAGUGAGGCGGUGAAGCCACCGGAGAGGGUGUUCGUCUGGGACCUGGACGAGACCCUGAUCAUCUUCCACACGCUGCUGUCGGGCAGCUAUGCCAACCGAUACACCAAAGACCACAGCUCCCUGAUGACCAUCGCCUUCCGCAUGGAGGAGAUGGUCUUCAACAUGGCCGACACGCACUUCUUCUUUAACGAGAUCGAGGAGUGCGACCAGGUGCACAUCGACGACGUCAGCUCGGACGACAAUGGCCAGGACCUGAGCGCCUACAACUUCGCCACGGACGGCUUCCACACGAACACUCCUCCAGGCGCCCCGCCCAAUCUCUGCCUGCCCACCGGCGUGAGGGGCGGCGUCGACUGGAUGCGCAAGCUGGCCUUCCGCUACCGCAAGAUCAAGGACAUCUACAACAGCUAUCGCGGAAAUGUGGGCACCCUUCUGGGACCCGGAAAGCGAGAGGCCUGGCUGCAGAUCCGCUCGGAAAUCGAGGUGGCAACCGACAACUGGGCCACGCUGGCGCUCAAGUGCCUGAGCAUGAUCUCCCAGCGGGAGAACUGCGUCAACGUGCUGGUCACCUCCACGCAACUGGCCCCGGCGCUGGCCAAGGUCCUGCUGUUCGGACUGGGCGGCAUCUUCAACAUCGAGAACAUUUACAGUGCGCACAAAAUCGGCCAUGAAACCUGCUAUGAGCGGAUCGUGACUCGCUUUGGCCGCAAGAGCACCUACGUGGUGAUUGGGGAUGGGAACGAGGAGGAGACCGCCGCCAAGGCCAUGAACUUCCCCUUCUGGCGCAUCUCCGCCCACAGCGACAUUCGCGCCCUCUACACUGCCCUCGACAUGGGCUUCUUAUGAAAGGCCAAACUGUAAGGGAUUCGAAGCGGUUUUGAGUACAAACAGCAAAAUGUUUAAUUAAUUUAUUAAUAUGUAUGUGUGUUUGUGUGUGUGCCUGUGUGUGCGUGUGUGUGUGUGUGUGAGACAAGCAACAAAUGGAAACUGUAAACCAGCGCAAAAUAAUUUAAUUAUUUUGUUUAAACAAUUAUCAUUUAACGCCAAGACUUUUUGUAUUAUAUAGUUUUUAAACACCUAAUCAACGAUCGUAACAAUUCUCGCACGAAGUUGUUCAAGUGUGUAAUUAAUAAUAAUUUAACGAUAUACGUAUUUAGCACACUAAAGUAGCAAAUAAAAACAGAAAAUAAUAGCAUCCUGGCCGAAGAAAAAGCGGAGCAAACACAACAAAAAUUAGUUUAAAGUUCUUAGUUUAAAAGCUGAAGCAUAAUUAUAAUGAGUAUAAAUAAUUCGACAAAGCCGUAGUAUUCAAAUUUUAAAUAACUAUUAUAUAGCUGCAUAUAUUAAACUAUAUUUAAAAUAUAAAACCAAGUAAUAAAAGAGCAAAUCCAACAGCAACGCACUCUAUUAAAGCAUAAAA
Molecule: messenger RNA, 3344 nt
Organism: Drosophila yakuba
Lineage: Eukaryota; Metazoa; Arthropoda; Insecta; Diptera; Drosophilidae
Gene: eya
Product: developmental protein eyes absent
Exons: 5
Coding region: 470-2770 (766 amino acids)
Biological process (GO): multicellular organism development; cell differentiation; negative regulation of extrinsic apoptotic signaling pathway in absence of ligand
Cellular component (GO): nucleus
Molecular function (GO): protein tyrosine phosphatase activity
Source: RefSeq, a predicted model, not a curated record